Molecule: messenger RNA, 1089 nt
Organism: Brachypodium distachyon (stiff brome)
Lineage: Eukaryota; Viridiplantae; Streptophyta; Magnoliopsida; Poales; Poaceae
Exons: 1
Coding region: 205-822 (205 amino acids)
Molecular function (GO): enzyme inhibitor activity
Source: RefSeq, a predicted model, not a curated record
UCAUUUCGAGUCGACCGUCUGGACGAUCUCCUCGUCCUGAUCACUGGCGCACCCCGGGAAAACAGAGAGAACGUGAGGCUCGUGAAGAUAGAUCGAACCCGAAGCAUACUUAGAGACAGGGUGCGGUGUCUCAUUACUUGGCCUCGCAAAACGAAGAAACCAGAGAAAACUGAGAACAGAGAAGCUGCUGCCACUGUCACCUCCAUGGCCACCUCCUCUCCCGUGCUUGCCCUUCUCCUCUUCUUCUCGGCCGGCGUCAUCGUCCCGGGACGCACAUCGGCCGGCGCCGUGCCCACGGCGUCGCCGCUGCAGCAGCUGUGCGGGAGCCUGGGCAGCUUCUACGUCACCCCAGAGCUCUGCACAUCCGCGCUCUGUUCAUCCCCAACCUCCCGCUGCCGCUCCGCCGGUAACACUGCGCAGCUGGCCGCCCUCGCGGCCAGUCUCGCGGCGGCCAACGCCACGGCGGCAAAGGCCAGCCUCGAGUCCGCGCUCUCCCUCUCCCUCGCCAGGGACACGGAGCGCGCACGCCAGGCACGGGCACCGACGCCAUUGGCGCAGGCGAGGAAGGGGAUCCGGUCGUGCCUGCAGCUGUACGAAGGCGCGGUCCCGGCGCUGCGGUGGGCGGCGCGGGCCGUGGCGGCGGGGCGGUACCGCGGCGCGCGGGAGGUGCUGGAGGCGGCGCAGUACGUCGCGUCCGGAUGCGCCGGCAUGGCCGGCGGCGGCGAGGGCGAGGCGGCGAAGCUGAUGCCCCUGGAGAACGACCGGUUCGGGUCCAUGGCCAUCGUCGCGCACGCGGUCGUCGCCUCCAUGUCCGCUGCCUAAUUGAUUGAUAAAUGAUAAUCACCCCAGCCACGUUGUGACUAAACCCCCUAUUCUGGUGUGAUGUGAGACCUAGUAGUUAUACUCCCAUGAUGUUUAAUCAUGUCUCUGAAUAACUCUUUCAGUAAUUAGUUAGCGUGAAGUAUUCUUAGUGGUGUUUAUUUUUCAAACAAGGCAACAAAUCGUUUUUAUUUUUUGUUUUGGACAGGUUUGUAUUGACUAAAGCUUGUUACUCAUUUGAAAUAAUACUUCAUACAUAAUGGUUCUUGA